AUGGAGAAGGCUCCGGGCAGCGCUGACCUCCGCUGGAGCUCGGUCUCUUUACCCCUGGAUCUGAUCGUGGGCAAAUUCCGCUUACCCACCCUGGCCCGGCUGAGCUCAGGGGAAUAUAUAGAGGGAUUGACCGACCAGGAUCUAUUACUAAUCCAUUCAUGCAGGCAGUGGACAACAGUGACUGCACACAGCUUAGAGGAGGGCCACUAUGUGAUUGGACCGAAGAUUGACAUCCCUCUGCAGUACCUCGGAAAGUUUAAAUUGCUGGAUCAGGAUCGCGAUGUCAGGGAGCCUGUGCAGUAUUUUAACAGUGUUGAGGAAGUGGCCAAUGUUUUUCCAGACCGUGUUUUCGUUAUGGAGGCAAUAACAUUCAGCGUGAAGGUGGUCUCUGGUGAAUUCAGUGAAGAUAGUGAGGUCUACAACUUCACAUUGCAUGCUGGUGAUGAGCUGACGCUGAUGGGCCAGGCUGAGAUCCUCUGUGCCAAGACAGUAAAAGAGAAAUCCCGCUUCAACACCCUAUUGCGAAAACUGGGCAAAACUAGCACUCUAAGCAAACAGGUCAAAGGCAAGAUGCCAUGUCUUAUCUGUAUGAACCACAGGACCAAUGAGAGUCUUAGCCUUCCCUUCCAGUGCCGGGGAAAAUUCAGCACUCGCAGUCCCCUUGAGAUGCAGAUGCAGGAAGGAGAGCAUACCAUCCGCAGUAUUAUCGAAAAGGUUCGACUGCCAGUCAAUGUCACCGUUCCUUCUCGUCCACCCCGCAACUCUUAUGACCUCCAUUGCAUUCGUGAAGGACAUCGCUAUAAACUUGUCAGUAUUAUAUCAAAGACUGUAGUCUUGUGCUGUAUCAUUCGUAAGGAUGCUAUUAUCCCUUUGCACUUUCUGCUGCUCUCAGAUAUGCCCAGGUUUGUGCUCCCUGAAGGGUUAAUCCGAGGCAACCCCCUUUAUGAGAGGUUAGUGCAAGAAAUAAUGUUGUUUAGCCAGGAGCAUUUCAAUGCUGAUGAGUACUCAAAGGCAGUCCGGGAGGUUAAAACAGACUUUACUGAUGAUUGCACUAGUCCAAGAAGAAUUAGACUUUGCUUGCAAGGAUAUACAACUAAUUCACUGAACUAUGCCCAGAAUGAGCUGACCCAAUCAUUUCAAAGGCUCUCUCUGUGUGCUUUCAGCGGUGCUAUGUUGCACAGCAGUGGGGAGGUUACCUUCCAGAGUUGCAGGGAUUCAAUCGGGGAGCAGCAAAUUAUGCCACAUGAAUUACUGACUCCUCCAGAGGUGGCUGACAUGGACAGAGAGUAUAUGACACCUGAUUGGACAGAAAAUUACUUUAGGACUCAAGAGCAGCCUGAAAUUCCCUAUGAGGAACUAUGGACCAAUCAACCAACUGAUAAUUCAAAGGAUUCCUGCUGUGUGGUCACAGAAAGUGAGAUCAAGACACAGCAAAGCUCCAUCUCUUUCUACUCUCAUUCUUCUAUAUCCCCCAAAGAAGAUCCUGUUCUAUCAACUCAUCUGACUGUAUUAAAAAUGGGAGAAUCGAAAAUGCCAAGCCCACCUCCUGUCCCUCCAAAAUCAGAAGCUGUGAAGGAGGAAUGCCGUCUUCUAAAUGCUCCCCCUAUUCCUCCAAGGGGUGCUAAAAGUCUUCCUACUCCAAGCCCACCGGUUCCUCCUCGAUUUGCAAAGACCCAUCUCCAGCAAGCUCAUUCACCGAGCCCUAGUCUGUCCUAUUACUCAUCUGGUCUUCAUGAGAUUUCUGGAACCCACAGUGGCAGCUGUUCACCAUCCCCAGACUCGUAUUCACUUUACUGUUAUCCAUGCACAUGGGGAGACUGCAAGGCUACAGAUUCUUCCAACCGUCCAAUAUCAGGGAAUAUUUCAACAAAUAUCCAGAAUGUACAAACCUCCUGGUCAAAUCCAUGGGCAUAUUCAGACAAUGUUCAAAGCAUGACCAGUGGGCGAUCUAUAUCCCAAUUAUCAGGAGAUGCUGUUCACAAAAGUUACUACAGUUGUCCUCGACUGAAACCUCCAAGUUCUCAAAAACGGUUUGCUCCUUUUGGAGCACUAAACCCUUUUUCCAAUCCUAGUUACUCAUCUAGUUCAUCAGCAAGAAAUUGGUUGGAAUCUUCUGAUCAUAAUAAGUCUCCAACCACUGCGUCAGAGCAAUUUGAUCCUUUUGAUCCUACAGUCAGUCGUAGUACUUCUCCUGAUCCAGGCUCCGUCAGCGUUUCUGGAGAGUUAAGGUACAAGCAGGAAUUUAGAAACUGUGUACAGGAUUCAUUAUAUAAACAGACUGAAAGCAUAUCUUGUCCUGUCCCAUCAUCCCGGCCACCAAAUGCCUGUGAUUCAGACAACAACAUCGUCAUAAGAAGUACAGCUUCUCUUUCUCCUACUAUUGUGAGAGGUGCUGAGGGUGGAGUCACAAGGGUUUAUCUCACACAAGGAGUUAUAAAGGUUCCUCCAGUGUCAUCAAGAAGUACUACAGAUAUACCAGUUUCUGUCUCUUCAUCUAAUACCCCGAGUGUGCCCAAAUUAAAUGAUAGUGGUUUAUACUGGUACCCACCAUCUGACCUAUCUACUCUUUCUGUGGAGGAAGUGUCCAAAUGCCUACGAUUCAUAGGCCUUUCAGAAGAUGUGUUAACAUUCUUUGUUCGUGAGCGGAUUGAUGGAAACAUUUUUGUUCAGUUGACUGAGGAAAUCCUAUCUGAUGAUUUUAAGCUGACAAAGUUGCAAGUCAAAAAGAUCAUGCAAUUUAUUAAAGGAUGGAGACCGAAGAUUUAA
Messenger RNA from Hemiscyllium ocellatum (epaulette shark), 2766 nucleotides. RefSeq names its product GRB2 associated, regulator of MAPK1-like (gene garem2). The coding region runs from base 1 to 2766 and encodes 921 amino acids. NCBI's taxonomy places the organism in Eukaryota, Metazoa, Chordata, Chondrichthyes, Orectolobiformes, Hemiscylliidae. The record is from RefSeq and is a predicted model, not a curated record. The transcript has 6 exons.